AUGUAUGGUUUCAAGAUUGACUGUUGUCUUCAUGUCUGCAUUCUGAUUCUUUUCAUCACCACAAUAGACGCAUAUCCAAUCUCAUCAGAAGCUGUUAUGACAGUUGAAGAUGGUUUCGAAGUAGAGAAACCAAAUUUGCAUGCUCAUCAUCAUCAUCACAAGCAUCAUAUCCGUCACAAACACCGUCGUCGAAGUCUAACUUCAGAUGAGGAUCACACAAAAACACAACGAAAUAAGCAAGUGAUGCUGACAAAACCCUAUUGGCCAUGGCCGUAA
Caenorhabditis remanei is the source of this 276-nucleotide messenger RNA. RefSeq lists its product as uncharacterized. The transcript is spliced from 3 exons. The record is from RefSeq and is a predicted model, not a curated record. Bases 1 to 276 code for a protein of 91 amino acids. NCBI's taxonomy places the organism in Eukaryota, Metazoa, Nematoda, Chromadorea, Rhabditida, Rhabditidae.